CAAGGAAAAGUGUCAGCAGCAGGGUGCUUUUAAUUUACAUGUGCAGGUUGCUUUCUCCCAUACUGUCAGCAACAGAGCUGGUACCUGGUGAUAUUGUAGAAGUUAGUGUGGGUUGCAAAAUUCCCGCCGACAUGAGAAUGAUUGAGAUGUUGAGCAAUCAGUUACGUGUCGAUCAGGCAAUUCUGACAGGUGAGAGUUGUUCUGUGGAAAAAGAGCUCGAGUGUACUGUAGCAACAAAUGCUGUGUACCAAGACAAGACAAAUAUUCUUUUCUCGGGAACUGUGGUGGUUGCAGGUAGGGCAAGAGCUGUUGUUAUUGGAGUUGGUUCUAACACUGCCAUGGGAAGUAUACGUGAUUCUAUGUUGCGAGCAGAUGAUGAAGUGACACCCUUGAAAAGGAAGCUGGACGAGUUUGGUACGUUCUUGGCAAAGGUGGUUUCAUAUUCUGCCUUG
Carica papaya (papaya) is the source of this 452-nucleotide messenger RNA. Lineage: Eukaryota; Viridiplantae; Streptophyta; Magnoliopsida; Brassicales; Caricaceae. The record is from RefSeq and is a predicted model, not a curated record.